Drosophila grimshawi is the source of this 549-nucleotide messenger RNA. RefSeq names its product secreted RxLR effector protein 161-like. The record is from RefSeq and is a predicted model, not a curated record. The transcript has a single exon. The coding region runs from base 1 to 549 and encodes 182 amino acids. NCBI's taxonomy places the organism in Eukaryota, Metazoa, Arthropoda, Insecta, Diptera, Drosophilidae.
AUGAGGAAGUACCCCUAUCAGAACUUAAUUGGCUCUCUUAUGUUUCUUUCAGUUACAACCCGUCCAGAUAUUGCGUACACCGUAAAUUUCAUGAGUCAGUUUCAGUCAUGUUAUAAGGCUGAACACUGGAAAACGGCGAAGCGCAUCCUUCGGUACCUAAGCGGUACCAAACAACUCGGCCUGUUAUUCAAGCGAACAGGCGAAGAUCUGUACGGAGUCGUAGACGCUGACUGGGGCGCAAAUUUGACCGACAGACGGUCAUAUUCUGGACAGGCGUUUAUAUUAGCAGGUGCUGCUAUAAGUUGGGAGGCACGAAAACAACGCACCGUCGCUUUGUCAAACACAGAGUCCGAAUACUUGGCCAUGAGCGAAGCAACAAAGGAGGCCUUAUACUUGAAGGUCAUACUCAACAGGAUUGGCAGAAGAUGUGAUUCGGUUCUGCUCCUAAACGACAACCAAAGCGCUCAAAAAUUGGUUAAAGGCUUUGGUUUUCAUCCACGCACAAAACACAUCGAUGUGCGCCACCAUUUCAUCCAGCAGAAGCACUAG